Messenger RNA from Diprion similis, 1455 nucleotides. Its product is annotated as lipase 3-like. NCBI's taxonomy places the organism in Eukaryota, Metazoa, Arthropoda, Insecta, Hymenoptera, Diprionidae. The record is from RefSeq and is a predicted model, not a curated record. Gene Ontology annotation, molecular function: hydrolase activity, acting on ester bonds. Gene Ontology annotation, biological process: lipid metabolic process. Bases 121 to 1368 code for a protein of 415 amino acids. The transcript is spliced from 7 exons.
UUCUAUUACUUUGGUAUUAUCUCUCGAUUAUGCGCCAGGAGUAAUCCUGUUCAUCGUACAGAAUCAGUAUAUUGGGCCAACCGAAAUCGAGGUUUGCAUUCGUGGUCAUUGACAGCAGUCAUGAAGUUACUGCUCAUUCUGGUCGUGGCUUCUGUCGGCUUUGCAAUUGCGGACGACGAUGCCGAGGAGAAGGUGUGGACUGAAGAUGAAGUGGAGGCUCUUAAGGCCAGUGUGACUAGUGACGUGUAUGCAACUGUCCCCGAAUUGAUUGCCCAAAACGGGUACACGGCCGAGAUCCACUACGUGACGACCGAGGAUGGCUACAUUCUGCAAAUGCACCGUAUCCCUGCAACUCCUACGAGCCCCGCAUCCGAUGACAAACCUGUCGUGUUACUCAUGCACGCAUUGCUGGGUAGUGCUGCUGAUUGGGUGAUCAUGGGACCUGAAAAAGGUUUCGCUUACAUCUUAGCCGAUGCCGGAUACGACGUGUGGUUGGGCAAUGCGAGAGGAACUAAAUACUCCAGAAAUCACACUACCUUGACAGACUUUACUGGCCCAGACUUCUGGUACUUUGACUGGCAUGAAAUUGGUUAUUACGAUCAGCCCGCCAUGAUAGAUUACGCUCUUGAAGUGACGGGUCAGGAGAAAGUGAUAUUCAUAGGUCACAGUCAAGGCACAACAACGUUCUACGUCAUGGCCUCUUUGCGGCCCGAAUACAAUGACAAGAUUAAAGUCAUGUUCUCUCUAGCACCUAUUGCUUAUGUGUCACAUUGCAAAAGUGUGUUGUUGCAAUUUGUUGACCAAUUCGAAUAUGGAUUGUCGCAUCUCCUCAAACUCAUCGGUGCGUACGAGUUCUUACCAAACGGCAGUUUCCUUACGAAAAUUGGGUCAGUUUACUGCAACGAAGACGCUCUAACGCGAUACCUUUGCAGUAACGUCCUAUUCUUGAUUACCGGGUUCGACAUAAGUAACUUGAACCAAACCAUGCUGUCAGCUAUCUUUGGACACACCCCAGCUGGAGCCUCAACUCGCCAAAUUCUUCACUACGCUCAACUUAUUCGAUCUGGCAAGUUUGGGUAUUACGACCAGGAUUGGAUAUCGAAUUUGUUCAACUACGGGUCCAUCGAGGCACCGGACUACAAUCUCACCGCGGUGACUGCUCCUGUUCACGUGUUCUACAGUACCAAUGACUAUUUUUCUGCUGUAGAAGAUGUUGAGAAGCACUACACUGAGCUUGGAAACCCAAUUGAGAUGUACCGAGUGCCUUAUAAGAAGUGGAAUCACGUUGAUUACCUCUGGGGUAUCACUGCCAAGGAAUUCGUUUAUGAUCCUGUCAUUUCUAGGAUAAAAGCAAACUACAGUGACUAAUUGUACGACGAAUCACCUAAUUUUUUUCAAUAACUGUACCACCAAUCGAGAACUUUAUCAUAACAAUAUGUACUUGAUUAAUACAGA